AUGGCGACUCGCCGCAUCGUCAGUUCCGAAAAGACGAUCCUUGAAAAGGACGACUACGCCGAGGAAAAGUCCAACAUCACACCUGCUGUCCCCAAAGAUGUCAUCUUUAAGCUGCUAGGGUUUACUUUUGCCAUGAUUGUCGUGCCCAUUGGGUCUUAUUUCCUAACUGUUCACUCUGUAUUCAAAGGAAACUCUUCCCUGGCGGGCGGUCUUGCUGCUCUCCUGGCCAAUGUGGUCCUGAUAAGCUACGUUGUGGUCGCCAUGAAGGAGGAUGAUUCUGAGCGACGAGGGGGCGAAAAAGGUGCAGAAUCAAAGAAGACGCAAUAG
Molecule: messenger RNA, 327 nt
Organism: Ustilaginoidea virens
Lineage: Eukaryota; Fungi; Ascomycota; Sordariomycetes; Hypocreales; Clavicipitaceae
Exons: 3
Coding region: 1-327 (108 amino acids)
Biological process (GO): vacuolar proton-transporting V-type ATPase complex assembly
Cellular component (GO): endoplasmic reticulum membrane
Source: RefSeq, a predicted model, not a curated record